AUGUUUAAGGGAGGUCAUGGCUCGCUGAACGAGUCUUACGUUCCUCAAGUUGCGAAUCAUGGAGUCUUAAAAUAUCCACAUCGGAUGAACUUUUAUGACGUUCCGCCUACAUUUGACACGACGAUUGAAGAAUUUGAGAGAUGUGCGCUAGAUCGCCUACGGAUCCUGGCUGAAAUCGAAUCAUCCGCGGCUCGGAACAGAACAUGGGAAGAGCUCAAGACAGUGACAAGGGCCCAAUGCGAGAAAUACCUGCCGUUAAACUUCAACCUGGUGGCGAAACACAACGAUCUGGAUCUGGAGAGAAGAAGAGAUCACUUAAGCCAUUUUGUUCUCAGACUUGCGUUCUGUCGUUCAGAGGAUCUGAGAAGGCGAUUUGUGAAGGCGGAAACUACCUUAUUCAAGGUCAGGUAUGAUGACGACAUGGGCAAAGAUCGAGACGCUUUCCUAGAUUCGCGGGAUUUUAACUGGACAUCUGUUGGACAAGAAGAGCAAAGGCAAUACAAAACAGAGCUCGAGGCUGCCUACCCUGUAUCAAAGUCAGAGCUCGAUAGGCCAUCCGAAAAAUACUACAAGGUGAAGUGGACGCGAGUUCCGGACUUGGUGGAGAGAAGGAAGGUUUUCUUGAAGGAAGGGUGGGCCUAUGUUCCCAGCCGUGAACAAUCCAGCAUUGUUUUCCAGGAGUUCGAAACUCAUCUCGAAAGGGCACUAGAAAUGACUGCUAGACUGCUCCCACGUCUGGACGAAGAUACACGUCUGCUUCCCAUUCUCAAUAACCUAUCGCAAGGGUUCUUGGCUGGGAUAUCAUCGGAAUGGUCCAACGCGUCAGGAUCUACGAACACAGACGAGAUUAAAGCUGAAAUGGUCGAUGGCAUGGCAAAGAAACAUUUCCCGCUCUGCAUGCGCACGUUACACGAGAGUCUGCAGCGCGACAACCACCUGAAGCAUUUUGGGCGGCUACAAUAUGGUUUGUUUCUCAAGGUUUUGGGACUGUCUGUGGAGGAAGCUGUCGCCUUCUGGCGAAAAUCCUUCAGUCGUAUUACUGAUGACAAGUUCAAUAAGGAAUACAAGUACAACAUCCGACACUCAUACGGCCUGGAAGGCAAGCGCGCCAACUAUCCGGCGAAAAGUUGCCUCCAGAUUCUCACCGGAGGUCCUUCUGAAUAUGGGUGCCCAUACCGCACUUUUUCUCCAGAGAACCUCCAAGCUGCUCUUCUAUCUUCUUACAGCCAGCAGGGCCUCCGCUCGGUAGAUUUACCUGAAAUAAUGGCAGCUGUCAAGUCUAGCCAUUUUCACGUCGCUUGCACUCGCGUUUUCGAAAUAACGCAUUCAGCCGACGUCAGAAAAGGUGACGGAGUAGGAGGAGAAAGUGUUACUCACCCCAAUCAAUAUGCAGCACGGAGUAUAGAGUUGGAAAAGGCAGCAAAAGAGGCGAUGGACGUGGAAUAA
Cyclocybe aegerita is the source of this 1446-nucleotide messenger RNA. The record is from the annotation of a GenBank genome assembly. NCBI's taxonomy places the organism in Eukaryota, Fungi, Basidiomycota, Agaricomycetes, Agaricales, Hemipholiotaceae.